Molecule: messenger RNA, 2082 nt
Organism: Lonchura striata (white-rumped munia)
Lineage: Eukaryota; Metazoa; Chordata; Aves; Passeriformes; Estrildidae
Source: RefSeq, a predicted model, not a curated record
GUAUUUUUUCAUAAAUUCUGCAAGUUAAAGUAAGUGGAAAAAUUUUCAUCAUGUGCCAAUAAAAUGGGAUAAGGCUCUUUAAAUGUUUUGACCAUUUUGGAAGUGCAAUUUAAACUUCGAAAUAUUUUAGCUACUUUCAGUAAUUAUAUAUUAUAUUAUUUAUAUUAAUUUUCAAAUGUAAUUUUUCAUCAGAGGCCACGUGAAAAAUAAUCUUUGAAAUGUAAACAAGAUCUUAAAAAACUAUCUAAAUCAGAGUAAAAGCAUGCUAGUGGAAAGUGGAGACUAAUUGUGUCAUUUCAUCCCACAAACCAAUUCCUGGUGAAAUACUUUUUUUUUUCCUCUGGAAUUUUCAAUGUAUUUCUCUUUGGUUUUGUAAUGCUUUAAUAUUUUUUUCUUUUGUUAGUCAUAUCUCAACACUUCAGUAGUGUUUGCUGAAACCUGCAGGAAGAUGGAAGAAUUUCUGAAUCUUACACAACUAAAGACAUCUUUGAAAGAAGCUAUUUUACUAGAUUAUUAUACUGCAGGAUUUUGGUGGGCUAAGGAAAUGAACUUCAGUCUUAUCCAGCUCUCAGAAUUCAUGGAUCUAUUAAAUUUCUCCUUGGAGAACCUCAGCAGCAAACAUAUGACCUUGGGAGAUAAUUUAAAAGAACUUGAAAGAGCAAUGACUGGAAUAGGAGAAACUGAGUCAGAAGAAAGAGGUAACCUGAAUUUAUUCAGCAUUGAGCAAGCCAAAGCAAUCAUUGAUUACUUGGUUACCAGCUUAUUUAAACACUAUAAAGCAUAUGAAUACCUCUUCCACGGUCGUAGAGAAGAACCUGUGAUAAGUAAUGAGAAUGAGAUUGAACUUGACCAACCUGCAGUUUCCCCCUCAGCUUCAGCAACAGAAUCUCAGGGGUCUGACCAGGGGGGUUACCUGCAAGAGCCCUGUCCAGAGGCAGCAUCUUCAGAAGCAGAUGCUGUAGCUGGAGUCACCGCUGAAGAUGAGAAGUCUGCAGUGUGUGAAAUCCCGAAUGAAAUUAUUGGCAACCUUGAGGCAGACUUCAAUGAAAAGCUGCAAGUGCAGGAAGAAGCUUAGACUUGGAGAAGAGAAAAAUUGAGAAGUAUUAAAUAGCCAGAUAAGAAAGGUGAUGCUGAGUUUUGCAGGAAUUGGUCAGCAGGGGAUGGCACAUACAGAGGCUGGCUCACUACCUGAACCAAAUUAUUUUUGUAUAGAGGAAAAUGGUUCUAUUAACAUUUACCUGGAAGUAUUUCAUUCCAGUCCCUCAAAUUUACAGUGUUUGGCCAGCAUUGUUGUUUAGUUUAGACUUAAGUUGAAGAUUAUAAACAGAAGGACACAUAAUUAAAACAUGUUGAAGUUCACUUUAUUUCUGAAUACAAAUUCUAACUUAAAAAAAAAAGCUGCAGUUUCAUUCUCCCAGUUGUGAAAUACUUAACAGUUUCUGCUUUACACCUAUGUUUUUUUUCAGAAAAUGUUGCUACAAGAAAAAUACAUAGAGGGAAAACAUUAUUUUGAGACACUGUAGAUAUAAUAAGGGGAGAAUUUAAUUAACGUGUAAUUACACACCUUGCACUGUAGCUAUUCAUUAAUAAUAUGUACGGUAUUUUGUUUUAAUUUGCUUCCUAAGCUUUAAUACAAAUUUAAUAGCUUACACUUCUUUCUUUCCACCAUAUUAAAAUUGCAUAACUGAAGAGUUUGCACUUAAGUAUUCCAAGAAGAGUUUCUUUAGAUUUCAGUGGAUUUUUUUCUGGAAUGCAUGUAUCCUUUCAUCUGAGAAGGUUUCCAUAUUUUGUCAGACAUUAUAGAAAUGUUUCAUGCUCAAAAGGAUUCCAACCAAAUAAACGACCUCGGAAGAACAUGUUGAACAUCUAUGUUUCAAACUUGCAGCCUGUAUUUGUUGUGUCACAGAACUCUGUGCCCUAGAAAGCAUGAGAAAUACAAGUCAUGCUUUGAAGCGUAAAGGCUGGAUUGGAUUGCAUGUUUAGUGGCAUACAUGAGAAACAGAGUAUUUAUUCAUUGCAUUUUCAUAUUUAUUUACCACAAUGUAAAAAGUUAUAUUUUGGUUGAUUAAACAUCAUCCUCAU